CAUUCGUCGAGAGAAGCAACUCGAUUGGAAGCGAGAACGGAGAUUACGACGAGAACUCUCCUAACUUAAAGCCAAUUUGACCUAUUUUCUCUCGUCUUCCGUUCCAGAUCUCUGCACACCUUCACAAUGGCCAAAACUGAUGAAGAGAAAAUUGUUGAAAUAAUUAGCGCCACUGAAGAAGUUGCUGAUGAGAUUUUGGUUAACAAACAGGAACUAGUUGAAUUGGAUAAGAGACGACAGUAUACAAGAGAAGCUAUCAGAGAGAUUGAGAAGAAUUGUAUGGAUGAGAAGAAAUUGUGGAUUACUUUGGGGAGUACAUUGGUUAAAAUGGAAAGACAAACGGCUUUGGAAAUGUUAAAAAAUGAUCAAGUUGUUAUUGAUGCUGAAAUUAAUAAAAUUCGUUCAGAUCAGAAAAUUCUGGUGAAUAAGCAUCGUGAUUUGGAGCAAUUGUCUCCGUAUUCGGGAAGCAAUUUAAAAGCUAUGAGCAAAAAAGAUUUUGAUGCUUUAAAGGCGAAUUUACCAUUUUUGUGAAUCAC
This is a messenger RNA of Episyrphus balteatus (marmalade hoverfly), 536 nucleotides long. RefSeq lists its product as uncharacterized. The record is from RefSeq and is a predicted model, not a curated record. The coding region runs from base 127 to 531 and encodes 134 amino acids. Lineage: Eukaryota; Metazoa; Arthropoda; Insecta; Diptera; Syrphidae. The transcript has 2 exons.